ACAUUUUUCCCCCGAAUUAAUCCAGUUCAAGAUAAUUUAAAAGUGCAGAAACUGAUUUUGUUGAUUUUGAAAGUCGUAAACUCCAGGGGAAAUCGGCUCCUAUCCUCGGCAGGUGUGGAGGGCCAGAGGGACAGAGUGGGGAAACGCUCUUGGGAAGACUCCUCAGUACCUAGAGAUGUGGCCAGUGAAGACAGCCUUGUGUCCUCAAAGGAAAAUGUGCCACCUCAGAACCUGAAAAUGCAAAAACUGGAAACAGAAACUGAUCAUUUUGAUAAUGCUCUGAAAGGAAGAAUCCAGAAAGAACUUAAACGGUAUCUGCUGGAGAAAUAUGGGGAUGUAUUUGAAGGGAUUCCAGAGCAAGGACGUAACACCUCUCUGGACAGGAUUUACACAGAGCUCCUCAUCACAGAAGGUGAAAGUGAGAGUGUCAAUAAUGAACAUGAGGUGUGGCAGAUUGAGACAGCAUCCAGGAGAAAAAACUCAGAAGAAAAUACUGUCAAGCACAAUGACAUUUUUACACCCCUGCCUGGACAAAUCAAAAAGAUUAAAACUGUCCUCAUGAAGGGAAUUGCUGGCAUUGGGAAAACUGUCUCUGUACAGAAGUUCAUUAUUGACUGGGUGGAAGGAAAAGCCAAUCAACAUGUUGAUUUCAUAUUUGUUCUUCCUUUUCGGGUGCUGAAUUUGAUUAAAGGCAUGCAAAGUCUAAUUGGUCUUCUUCAAAACUUUCACGCUGCUGUGACAGGGAUUGAAACUAUUGCGUUUGAUAAGUGCAAAGUAAUCUUGAUAUUUGACGGUCUGGAUGAGAGCCAGCUUCCACUAAAGUUCAAUCAGAAUAAGCAAUUAACUGAUCCCACAGAAAAAGCAUCUUUAGACAUUCUUCUGACAAACAUCCUCAAGGGGAAUCUGCUUCCCUAUGCUUUCCUCUGGAUUACCUCCAGACCAGCUGCAGCCGAUCGAAUCCCCCCUAACUGUGUCCAUCGGGUGAUAGAGAUACAAGGAUUUGAAGGCGCACAGAAGGAGGAGUAUUUCAGGAAGGAUCUCGGUGAUCAGGACCUGGCUGACAGAAUUACUUCUCAUCUGAAGUCAUCAAGGAGCCUCUACAUCAUGUGUUACAUACCAGUCUUCUGUUGGAUUUCAGCCACUGUCCUUAAGAACAUUUUGAGCAGAGCAGGAAAUGUGAAAAUCCCUACAACUCUGACUGAGAUGUACACAGAGUUUGUGCUCCUUCAGACAAGGAUAAAGAACCAGAAGUAUGGGGGUAAUGAGUCAGUCUCAAGUAGCUUUUUAGAGUCAGACAGAAACAUUAUUCUGAAACUUGGACAGCUGGCUUGUCAACACCUAUUAAAAAGCAAUCUAAUAUUUUAUGAAGAAGAUUUGAUCGCGUGUGGUAUCGAGGUCAAAGAUGCUUCGUUGUACUCUGGAGUUUGCACUGAAAUCUUGAAAGUGGAGUCAUUGAGCCAAAAGAGGAAGGUUUACUGUUUUGUUCACCUGAGCAUUCAAGAGUUUUUUGCAGCUUUACAUGUGCAUCAUUUAUUGGAAAAAAAUGACAUGGAAUUACUGACAUCUUAUUUCAAAAUAAAAUUGGGAGCUUUACCUGGCCAAGUGUCUUUGGUUGACUUGAUCAAAGGUGCAGUGGAGAAGGCUGUGAACAGUAAGAAUGGACACCUCGACCUUUUCCUUCGCUUCUUGUUUGGUCUCUCAAUGGAAUCCAAUCACCGUCUCCUCAAAGACUUUCUUCCAAACACAAGAAACAACUCAGAAAGCAUCCAUAAAAUAAUCCAGCACAUCAGGUCUUUGAAGAGAAGGGACAUUUCCCCUGAUAGGUGCAUCAACCUCAUACAUUGUUUGGUUGAGCUUGGAGUUCAUGGCCCCUCCCUUGUGAGUGACAUACAAAGGCAGGCAAGUUCAGGUUCAGUGAAACCACUUUCACCCUAUCAGUGUUCAGAACUGGCAUAUGCCCUACUGAUGUCAGAAGAGCACCUGGAUGAGUUUGACCUGAGGAAAUACAACAUACCAGAAAAUGGUCUGAUGAGAUUGGUUCCUGUUAUCAAGAACUCCACAAGGGUUUUGUAA
This is a messenger RNA of Megalops cyprinoides (Indo-Pacific tarpon), 2073 nucleotides long. Its product is annotated as protein NLRC3-like. NCBI's taxonomy places the organism in Eukaryota, Metazoa, Chordata, Actinopteri, Elopiformes, Megalopidae. The transcript has 3 exons. The record is from RefSeq and is a predicted model, not a curated record. The coding region runs from base 238 to 2073 and encodes 611 amino acids.